AUGGAAGGCUCUGAAAAUAUUGAAGAGACGCUCAUCGGCGAGCCCUAUUCGAGUUUGGUCUUUUCGCCGAAUAACAAGUAAGAUUUUGUUGGGCUUUGGUUGAAAGUGUCAAUUUUGGCAGAUAUCUGAUCGGUUCGGCCGGUUCGACGUGCGAGCUGAUUGUCGAGAAGAAGCCGGACUUUCGUCGACGUCUCAAACACGAUUCCGACGUCGUCGCCGCGUUUUUCCAGACAAACGAGCGUCUGGUGACUGUUACCGUCAGUGGAGAGGUCACCGAAUUCGAGGCAAACGAGCAAAAGUUCGAGAAGAUUGUCUCGCGAAGAGUCACCGCGUUUCCCGUUGUGUAAGCGAUUUGUGCAAAUUUGCCUGAAUUUCCAUGCGAUACCGACAAAAAGCUAGAAUUUGUCGAAAUCGUAUAGAAAAUCAACGCCGCGUGACAGCACGUAAAAAGGAAGGCAUUAGGAACGAUUUUCAGACUCAUCUAUCGGACGAAUUUGUACCCAUUCAUAAAUUUUGAUAUUUUUGCAUUUUGUAUCGAAUUUUAAUUUUUAGCGCCGCGUUCCUGCAACCGUCGAAGAGCGAGGAGGACAAAGAGCUCGUCGUGUGGCUCGUCGUCGAGAAGAGCGAGUGGAAGAAGGAGAAGGAGGAGGCGUCGACGUACGACGUGUGCGUGACCGGCGCCAACGGCUCUCUCGACAAGGUGCUCGAGAUUCCGGCGGGAGUGCGUCGCGAGCAAAUCGCCAUCGCCGACGGCGUCGUUUCGUACUGUCGCGGGCUCGAAGUGCACUCGAUCAUUCUCAACGACGACGAUCGGAGUGUCGUGAAGCGGACGAAGCACGUCACCAAAAAUGGCGGCGGAGAGGGUGAGUGUCUCUUCUAUUUAAGCCUUUUUUGGUGA
Molecule: messenger RNA, 898 nt
Organism: Caenorhabditis sp. 36 PRJEB53466
Lineage: Eukaryota; Metazoa; Nematoda; Chromadorea; Rhabditida; Rhabditidae
Source: the annotation of a GenBank genome assembly